This is a messenger RNA of Arctia plantaginis, 6042 nucleotides long. NCBI's taxonomy places the organism in Eukaryota, Metazoa, Arthropoda, Insecta, Lepidoptera, Erebidae. The record is from the annotation of a GenBank genome assembly.
AUGACUGUUUGGUGGGCAGUCAAAAAUGAAGAACUUUACGCCGUUGCCAUAUACAAUUACGUGGGUAAGUCCGGAUCCCCACAUCUCUCCCUGGAGGUCGGCGAGUUGGUGCACAUUGAGCGAGAGACAGACGAGUGGUACUGGGGCAGGAGUCUCAGGCGGGACGCAAGCGGUGCCUUCCCGAAGAACUAUGUCGUCAUCAGAGACUGCAUUGUAGACAGAUGUGGUGAGACGGUCGUGGCGUCGGCUGGUGGUGGUGGAGUGGUACACGAUAUUGCUAUCACCCUCAGAGAAUGGCUGCAGCAUUGGAAAAAGUUGUAUAUUACCAACAAUGAGCGUCUUAGGUUUAUGGAGGUGAGCAUGCGAGCUCUCCUCGAACUAAGAGCUCAACUUGCCUCUGGGGCUCUACCAAAAGAUCAGUUGCGAAGAGUCGCUAGAACUGCCGUUUUCACCAUUGAUAAAGGCAAUAGAUCCUUAGGCAUGGAGUUGGCAGUGCGAACGGCGAACGGUCAUCUGGUGGACCCGUUUCAAGUGUCUACGUACAAACUGAACUCGUUGCAUGAUGAGGCCAAUACUCGUAUUGAAAAAAAUAUGGACACAACGCCCGUCACUCCCCCACCCACAACCCCUCCGGGGGCCCGAACGUACACUAUAGCAGUUCGCGUUCACAACUUCGUAUGUCGCAUGUCUGAGCCAGCGGAGUUAGCGCUCGCUUUGUACGAUGCGAGCGGGAACAAGCUCACUGAGCAUUUGUUGCUUGUAUGGCCUGCUUCCAACCCGCUCAGUACUGUUAAUCCCGCUAGCCCAAUGCUUGUAGUUUUUACUGACUUCGGCUCCGAUAUAUUGAAGAGUGAAAAGAUAUAUCUUGUGUGUAAUAUAGUUCGAUUAGGAUCAAUGGAGGCACAAAAUGUAGACCACAGACGCAGUUCAGUCGCCCAAACACCACCGGUAGUGUCAUCUGGUCGGCAAAUGAGAAGGCCGUUCGGGGUGGCCUGUGCGGACAUCAAGCGGUACGUGGCUACGGAUAACUCGGACAAACAUAUACAAGUGCCUUUUUAUGCAUAUGAGAAAGAAAAUCUCGACAGUUUGUUAAAGAAAGUGAUAACUAAUAGAGAUAUUAAGGAUGCAAAACAUUCACAAGGAUUGUUCGUGUCGGUUCGGCUCGUGGAAGGUGAUUUAAAACAAAUUCGCGAAGAAAAUCCUCACCUGGUAGUGGGAAACACAGCAGUUGCACGCAAAAUGGGAUUCCCCGAGGUAAUCCUACCCGGAGAUGCUCGGAACGAUCUUUACGUCACGGUCUGUGGGGGAUCUUUCUCUAAGGGCGGGGGGAAAUCAUCAGAGAGAAACAUCGAGUUAAUUGCGAGAGUCGUCGAUAAAGAUGGACAGGCUAUAAAGGGCGUCAUAUCGAUAGGAGCCGGCGUGCCUUUGGUAGACGAGUAUGUAUCCGUGGUAUAUUACCACGACGACAGACCACGGUGGCAAGAAGUCUUUAAGGUAUGCCUUAACAUCGAAGCAUUUAAAGACGCUCACUUGGUAUUCCUUUGUCGACAUCGUUCAUCCAACGAAGCGAAGGAUAGGGCAGAAAAACCCUUCGCGUUGUCAUAUUUGCGGCUAAUGCAACGCGAGGGUACCACUACACCAGAUACGCUACACAACCUGUGUGUUUAUAAGAUCGACGUGAAGCGACUGUCCGCCAUGCUGCAAGAUAAACAAAACAAGGUGGAUCAGAGCGAGAGAGGGGACGAGCGGCACGGCAAGCAGCAGAGCGACAGGCUGCAGAGGCAGUUGCAGCAGGAGCUGGAGGCGGAGGCGUCGGCGGCGUGCCUGGGCGUGCCCGCGCGCCGCGCCGAGCUGCCGGCCGGCGCCGAGCACGGCCUCACGCGCGGCCCGCUCUCGCUCGUGCACCGCGACUCGCUCUCCGUCGCCACCAAGCUCUGCUCCACCAAGCUCACGCAGAGGGAGGAAAUUCUUGGAGUACUCAAAUGGAGUACGCAUCACGCCGAAAAGACGCUGAGAAAAGCACUCACUCAGCUUAUGUACGUGCCCAGCGAUGAGCUGGUCAAGUUUCUGCAAGAUAUUCUGGACGCGCUAUUCAAUAUACUCACACAGGUAGAAGAGCCCAACGUAUCCCUAUGCGAAGAUAGUUACGAGGUACUAGUCUUCGACUGUCUCCUCCGAGUGAUAUCCCUAGUCACAGACCACAAAUACCAACAUUUCCAACCGGUUCUUCACGUUUACAUUGAUGAGAGCUUCUGUGACGCUAUCGCUUAUGAGAAGCUCAUCUCAGUGAUAGUGUGGGUCAUAUCCGAGGCAAAUUCAGGUGAACCUGCCCUUAAACGUCUACUGCUUUGCAUGAAAUGUAUCGAGAGCCUCACGAGAUUUAUUGUGCGGAGCCGACAGUUGAGAACCGCCUUGAAAACGGAAGCGAAAGAAAUCAACGAUUCCAGUGAUUUUAAUUCUCUGAUGGAGACGCUACUGAACGCUCUAGUUUGGCUAAUGCGGUGCGGCGAUCACGCUUUGACUUGUCAAGGGUCUGCGCUAAAAUAUCUUCCACACGCUGUGCCACAUACUAUCACAGUUUACUCUGACGCACAACUAAGUGCCUUCAUAGUACGCGCUUUCGAAGCAUUACCUCUCGGGCGUCUCAGCAAACAACGGAUGCACGCACUCUUGGAUCUUGUAAGAGGACCCCUGUGUGCUACCCACGGAGCGAGAUCCUUGUUACUGCCACAUCUGGCCACAACUACCAAAGCUUUGCUCCGAGAUAAGGCAGAGUGGGACCGUGAGGCCGCCCUCAAGUCGCGCUCCGUCGGCAAGGCGGCAAGGCUCCUCGGCGCUGACACAGCGAGGCUACACGACGACACGCAUCACCAACAGAUCGUGGAGCUUUGUGUGGAAACAUUGGGCGAAGUGAUGUCUCUUCUCGCUCGCGACGAUGUCGGCCCGGUCGAAGCCGAUAGGGGUGAUCUAGCGAAGAGACUGCUACCUACGGUAUUGAAGACUGCGGCUAGUAUGCUUCAGGAUCGAAAGAGCGAUAGAGACAGCAACACCGCGGAUAACGCUUUGUUGCGACGAAUAAUCUCCGUUCUCCUGGACAUGGUGCGGCAAAUGUCUGAUUAUCAGUAUUCAAUGGUAGUUCAGGCUCUCGAAGUUGAGAAUGCUGGCGGUCCGGGAAGCUUAGUGAACGAUGCCCUAUCGUUGUUUUUGGCUCUACUACAGCGGCCUGUGUUCAGACCCCAUUGGGCUGAUAUGUUGCAUCUGCAACAUUAUGUCAUGUUACAUGCUUUGCGAUUAUUAGCAAAAACGCUUCGCGAACGUCUCCUGUCUGUAGAUGACAGCGAAACUGACGCUGUAACAACAAUCCACUUGAUGUGUCGAACUUGGUUCGAAGCUGGCUCGGCACUAGCUACGUCACAGUCCCUUCAGUUGGAAACGUUACCAGCGGCGAGGAAGCAGCGACUCACUGCGCUUUAUGGAGAUAUAAGGAGAGGAGUCGCCGAUUGUCUGAGUGAAAUGUGGCACAGCUUAGGUUAUCACAAACGCUCGUUCAUUCCGUGUCUGGUGGGGCCGUUUCUUGAAGUAAGUUUCUUAUGUGACGAGGAGGUGCGAAACACUACAAUACCGCUGUUCUUCGACAUGAUGCAGACAGAAUACAGUCAUAGCGUUGUUCACGGUGACGUAGGCGACAGCCCGCUGAAGGAGCUGGAGAGCGAGAUGAUCGACAAGGUGGACGUGCUGGUGGAGCGCGGGUACGGCGACGCGGCGUGGCGCGCGCGCUUCGUGUCGCUGUGCGGCGCGCUGUGCGGCGCGGCGGGCGGCGCGCUGCGGGGCGCGGCGGCGGCGCUGGUGGCGGCGGCGGCGCGCCAGCUCGACGCGCUGCUGCAGUACCGCGCCGCCGCGCGCCGCUCCGCCACGCCGCACCGCAUGCACCUCACCACCUGCGUGCUGCACUUCUACCGCCAGAUCGAGCGCCCGCACAUGUACAUACGUUACGUGCACAAAUUAGCUCAAAUGCACAUCGCGGCCCAGCAGUGGGCAGAAGCAGGACUCUGCCUAGAGCUACAUGCGAAGUUACUAUCAUGGAGUCACGACCCUUUACCGCCUCGAUUACGUCACCCAAACUUAGAACAUGACGCUCAUACCGCUACUCAUCGAGAUUUGAAGCAACACCUUUACCUCGAAAUCGCCGAACUCUUGAAUCGCGGUCGCCAAUGGGAGUUAGCUGUUGAAAUUGUGAAGCAGCUUGUGGCCGUCUACGAAGAAGAGGCUUUAGGCUACGGUCCUUUGGCUGAGUUACACAAUCAACUGGCUACUUUGUAUGCGGCCAUGUUGCGAACGGCGAGGUCACAUCCUGGCUAUUUCAGAGUGAUAUACCAUGGAAAGGGCUUCCCGGAGUUGUUAACGAAGGCUACGUAUGGAUACAUCUAUCGGGGCAACGAAUAUGAACAGCUACACGACUUCAAAGACAGACUCCUCGACGAGUGGCCUGAAGCUGAAGUGUUACCAAAGCUCGACCCACCCGGCCCCGAGAUCACCGAGUCAGACGGACAAUAUUUACAAAUAAACGCCGUAGAGCCAGUGAUGGGGGACAAGCUGAAGCGUUUGUCCGGCAAGCCAAUAGCGGAGCAAAUACUGCAGUAUUAUAAACAUAAUAACGUCGACAAGUUCGAGUUCUCCAGGCCAUUCCAUAGAUACGAAGAGCCUCUGUCCGGAUCAACGGAUGAUCUCGUUAACCAAAAUGAAUUUGCUACCCGUUGGUUUUCCAGAACAGAACUCCAAAUCAGUGAAAAGUUGCCAGGUAUUCUCCGGUGGUCUGAAGUCUGUUCGCAGCGUACGUACGAAGUGUCGCCCGUAGCGGCCGCCGUAGAGGUGCUACGAGAUACCAAUAGAAAGCUACGCUCCCUUAUCGUCGAUGCCAAGUCGCCUGACUCACCGCUGCAUCCGCUCACCAUGAGGCUCACCGGUAUCCUGGACCCUGUGGUGCAGGGCGGGCUGGUGAACUACGAGAAGGCGUUCCUGACGCCGGCCUACGAGGCGCGCCACCCGGAGAACGCCGCGCUGCUCGCCGAGCUCAAGGACCUCAUCGCCGACCAGAUACCGCUGCUCAAGCACGGCUUGGACAUCCACGCUGUCCGCGCCCCGCCCGAAUUCGCCGAGCUGCACGCGCAUAUGGACAAAUGCUUCCGUCGAGUGCAACAGCACGUGCAUCAAAGAUAUGGACGAAAGAACUGUGACUUAGAUGAGUCCUCCGAGGUGCAGUUCCGUAUGCCGUUCCGAGCCAGUUUGGCGCAAGAGUCUGGGAGUGCGACCGAUAGUAAUAGGAUAUCAGACAUAUCCACGAACAAUGACCCAGUUGCAAAAGCAGGCAGGUUCUUCAGCUUUAACAGUGUCAGUGCCAUCAAUCCAUUGUCAAUCAGGAACAGUAGCACAAGCGUCGUCAACCGGUUUGCAACGCUUCAAAACUCACCUGGCAGAAGAAAUAAACGAAAUAAUAUGAGAAAGAGCGAAGUCGGUACGCCAGCGAGCGGCAGCCAAUGGUAUACGUCCCACUCCACGCCCAACGGGUCCGGCAAUAACACUCCUACCACCGUCAACAACAACAACUCGCCUUUCAACAACAACUCUGUCAACUCUAGUGAUACGCCUUCCUCUUCCCCUCUAAGGGAGUUAAGGCAAGAGUUGGUCACCGAACGACCUUUGCGAAGCGAUGCCGAACGCGAACGUCGACUAUCGCAACGGACAAGCUUGCUAAAUUCAUCCUCAGCCCCUCCCUCCAAUAGAGAUUCCUUUGGUACAACUGACUCUAAUCAAGACGACGAAGAACCUCCCCCACUUCCAAGAAAAUCCACCCACCGAAGCAUGGACUUAGACAGUGAUACGAACAACAAUGGUGAGUCAGCAACUCCGCUAGCUCCUCGGUACAACUACGACACAGUUUGGGCGCCGCGCGGAUCGUUUUUGUACAACUCGAUGGUACAAAAGAAAACUGCCACCAAUGACAAAGCUCCAACGCCACCACCGAAGAAGAGACACGCACAGUAA